Perca fluviatilis (European perch) is the source of this 2568-nucleotide messenger RNA. RefSeq lists its product as uncharacterized. The record is from RefSeq and is a predicted model, not a curated record. NCBI's taxonomy places the organism in Eukaryota, Metazoa, Chordata, Actinopteri, Perciformes, Percidae. The transcript has 8 exons. Bases 263 to 1840 code for a protein of 525 amino acids.
ACUGUUGUCAGCUGGAGCUCUCACACACUCACACACAAGCGCUCAGGCCGUCCAGCAGGCGAGGAAACACAGGUAUCAUGACCCUGCUCCAGGACAACCUCCACUCUGAAUCCUCCAACAACAGACGCCUUGUCCACCACUGAGACGUCAAGGCUACCUCUUGAAAAACACCAUGAGGAAUCUCUGAGGAAGUGUUUUAUUUUCUUUUUUCAACCUCGCCACAUUUGAAUUGUCCUCAAACCUCAGGGAUUGUAACAGGAACAUGAGUGUGAAGAGGAAAAAGGCCGGGCUGGUCAUCAGCUGGCAGAAGUCAUUCUCCAUCCUGGCUCCUUGGAGGAAAGGAAAAGGAGACAGAGAUACAGUACUGGACAGCGAGGUUGUCCUGACCAAAAUGAAGCUCUUCAGCAACUUCCAGGAGAGGUUCCUGAUGGCCGAAGACGACGCGUCCACCAUCUCUACCGUGUCUGUUACGGAGCAGGACAUUUCGGACCCCACCAAAGCCUCUGAGGUGAAUUCCCAUCUCGAUGACAAGUCCAGACAGCCUCGGAUGGAGUCCGACUCCGACUACCUGUCUGCCAUUUUCUUACACUCUCAGCUGCCGAGGUUGUACAAGUUUGAGUCGGAGGACUCAGGAGUGGAGCUGACAAGUGGAGCUAACUCUCCGUCCACCCCGACAGGCUCUGAGCAGAGCUUCAUGGUCCACAGUCGAGAGUCCUCCUGCAACACCUGCAACCUAAACUCUGACCCUACCACUCUCCCUGAUAAACUAGUCACAUAUGCACAGACCUCAGAGAUUAAACAGGCAGAGGACUCAGUAGAUAAUAGUCCGGCCACAGCAGUGGAUACUCAGGAUAAUGUGUUCGUGCACUCAGAGGAACUCAGUUCAGCUGCGAGAGUGGAACUGCACAUAGAUGAGGACGUGGAUAGAGACCAGUGUAGGGCUUCAGGAAUCAGCCCUGAAAGACAUGAGGAGAUGAUGUCUGGACAGCUCAAGGAGAACAGUGCUGUAAGUGAAAGGACCUGCUUAGAGGAUACGAGGCCUGGGAAGCAAACCUCAACAGGAGCCUGCGAUGACGUGACGGCCACUGACUUUCAGCCAGAGCCUAUAAGGAGGAGUGCCACCAGUGACAGCCUGAGGGAGUACAUGGAUGAAUGCUGCAGACUUAGUGAGGCACAGCAGAGGUCCAACCCUCUGGGUUCAGGCCUGGGUUACCUGGAGCACAUCUGCCAACUCAUCGAGAAGAUUGGCCAGCUGCAGGAGACCAACCUCCAGCUGCAGAGGCACAUCUGCAGCCUGCAGAAGGACGACAGGAUGACAAAGACCAAAGAGGACUUUUUCCAGCAGCACUGCAGCUGUGGAGCAGCCAGCCUGGCCUUCCACGACGUCCACAAGAGACACUUCAGGAGUGAGUGUCUGUCCCCCAGUGGAACCCUCUCUGACCUGUCCACCAUCCACGAGGUCACCCGGCAUCCACUCAUAUCAGCCAGGAGAGACGUGAGCGCUGAGGGUUUGACUCCCGUCCCUCUGUGGAGGAAAGGCUUGAACCGAAGGAGUUACACUGAGGGGGAGGCCCGCUUCCUCGGGGACAGCACGGAAGGACUCACCUCCCCCCAGCGCAUGCUGAGUGAAAACUGUACAUGGGGCCGAGUCAAAGACCUGGUGAGGAAAUCUAAGCUGAGGAACCAAAGCAGGCUGGGACUGACUUCCACCUCACUGAAGAUGUCCUGCCCACAGCUCUACAUGCCUGAUCUGGAACCAGGAGAACCUGCUGCAAGAAACAGGAAUUCCAUGAUUGUCUUGGGCCACCAGAGCAAAUUGGACUUCCCGUGGCUACAAUAAACAUCCAGUUCCUCAGAUCCAGUUGGUCUCACGUGGGGAAGAGGAGGACACCGUGACGAUGAUGAGAUGAUUGAAGACGAAAAAUUAGGGAAUUAGGAAGAGCGAGAACAAUGGUGGAAAAGGAAAGGACUCGGAGGAGGCAGCUGGUGCUGCAUGAAAGGGAGAAUGAGAGGAAUUAUGUGAAACUCAUUAACUGUAUAUUGCAGGGUACAUGGGAAAUAUAGGCGAUGUUCUCCUGAAAUUAACAAAAUAAGAUUACUAUAUGUCCAAAAUGAUCUCCACUGUGACAUAAUUAACUGCAUUACUUUCUCUGUUGAUACUAUUUACACUCCUAUAGGUUUCCAUUAGGAUGCUGCAACCUUUGUAACAAUCCAACUAAUGUGAAACAUACACAUAUUUCACAACUUUCCAUUUUAUAUGAUGUUGUAAAUGUGUUAUAGACAAAUCACACAUCGCUUUGUAUAGUGUGUGUGUGAUGUUGCAUAACCAGUGUGCAUUCAGAUAUAAUGUUUAUGAAGAGUGCAGGAGAAAAACCCUGCAGAGUUCCUGAUGAUAGGAGGUUGUGGAGAAACAUCUCUCUCUCAAUAUAACUAGAAAAUAUAUACACAGUACUGUGUCAAACUCAUGCUUUUGCGUCUAAGUGACUGAUGGGAACAACAAUCUUUGACAUUGGUCCAGUAUUAAGCGAGAUCUCUGCAGUCUGCAGCAGAGAAACAAGAUACAAUGUA